Aspergillus oryzae RIB40 is the source of this 1782-nucleotide messenger RNA. Its product is annotated as WD40 repeat domain-containing protein. The transcript has a single exon. Bases 1 to 1782 code for a protein of 593 amino acids. Gene Ontology annotation, biological process: regulation of DNA double-strand break processing. Gene Ontology annotation, molecular function: protein binding. The record is from RefSeq and is a predicted model, not a curated record. Lineage: Eukaryota; Fungi; Ascomycota; Eurotiomycetes; Eurotiales; Aspergillaceae. Gene Ontology annotation, cellular component: nucleus; site of double-strand break.
AUGGACGGAUUCGAUGAAGAAGCUUUCAAGAAGUUCUUUCCAGGCAGCUUCGGGAAACAAGAAAGAAAGACUGAUGUCAACACUCAGAUAGACCGCACCAAGCGGACACAUGUAUCUGCCAAGACUACCGCAGAUGAUGACAAGGCAGGUUUGAUUAGCGACGAGCAAGCUAACGUUCAAACUGGAGCUGAAGACCGAAAAGACAAGAGUGAAAGCGACAGCGAUAAUGAGUCUGAUGAUUCUGACUCCGAUGACGAGGACGAGGACGAGUUUCCUGUCUCACACGAACUUGUCCUUAAAACUCAUGAGCGCGCCGUAACAACUCUCACAGUGGACCCAUCAGGCUCGCGUUUAAUCACAGGGUCAACAGAUUGUACGAUUAAACUACAUGAUUUCGCUUCAAUGACCCCUUCGACGGUGCGCGCCUUCAAGUCCGUUGAUCCUACCGCGAAGAAACAGUCCGCUUUGCAGGAGGCGCACGCCGUGCAUUAUGCUGCGUUCAAUCCCCUGUCGCCAGGCUAUGUCAUGGUCGUUUCUGCUACACCCCAGCCGAGAAUCCUCGAUCGCGACGGCGAGACCAUUACUGAAUUCAUGAAAGGAGACAUGUACUUGAGAGAUCUUCAUAAUACCAAGGGGCAUAUAUCGGAGGUUACCAGCGGCGCAUGGUGUCCCACCGACGAGAACCUGUGUGUUACUGCAGGAUCGGACAGUACGGUACGUAUAUGGGACGCCAAUAUUGGGCGGUCACAGAAAGAAGUCAUAAUGCAUAAGUCAAGAGCGGCUGGAUCCGCUGGUCGGAGCAAGAUGACUGCUGUUGCAUGGGGUUCCCCAAAGCAGGGUGGACCUAAUGUGCUCAUUGCUGCUGCCCUUGACGGAAGUUUAAUGAUGUGGAGUGGGAAUGGGCCAUUUACUCGACCUAGUGGUGAGAUACGGGAUGCUCAUACGCGCGACACAUGGACUAGCGGGCUUGAUAUCAGCUCGGAUGGAAGACUGGUUGUCACCAAGGGCGGUGACGAUACUAUCAAGCUCUGGGAUACUAGGAAGUUCAAGCAGCCGAUUUCAACAGUGGCGCACCCGUCCAGCUCCUCCCGAUACCCGACUUCGAACAUCGUAUUCUCACCCACAUCCGCGAAUGUCCUCACGGGCUCGGAAACUGGUCAUCUACACAUUUUGAACCCCGCGACAUUGAAGCCGGAAUUGGUCACACCGGUCACACCGGGAUCGCCUUUGAUUACCGUUCAAUGGCAUGAAAAACUCAAUCAGAUCCUCACUGGCUCUGCCAACGCUGAGACUCAUGUACUUUACAACCCUGACAUGUCGUCCAAAGGUGCCGCCUUGGUUAUGUCCAAGGCACCCAAACGCCGGCACAUUGAUGAUGACCCGAACCUUACCAUGGACCUUUCACAAGGUAUCUCGGGUGACAACGUUGUUGUCGGAUCGAACGGUGUGCCCCAUUAUAGCUCGGCAACCUGGUCUUCCCGUCACCCAACCAUUGGGCUUACGGCGUCAGGACGGCCCAGGGAUCCACGGAGACCGCAUUUGCCAGCAACGACUCCCUUCGCCAAGUCGCAGCCGGAUGAGAAACAUAUUCGCGAGAAUAUUCCUCUCAGUUCGAUGCGCGAUGAGGAUCCCCGAGAAGCGUUGCUGAAAUACGCCGAGAAGGCCGAGAAGGACCCGGUUUUCACUAAGGCAUGGAAGGAGACUCAACCGAAAACGAUAUACAGGGAGAUUAGUGACGAUGAAGGCGAGCAAGAGCCGGAUAAGAAAAGAGCCAGGCGAUGA